AUGUAUGAUUACGGCGAUGAAUAUUAUCUGGAAGAAGACAAAAUGGGUAUGUCGGUGACCUCUGGAAGUGUGACCCUGCAAAAAGAUGCCCAGAAUUUGGUGGGGAUCAGUAUUGGAGGUGGCGCACCCUUUUGUCCCUGCCUUUACGUUGUCCAGGUGUUUGAUAACACCCCGGCUGCCAGGGAUGCGUCGCUGGCCUCCGGAGAUGAGCUAACGGGAAUCAACGGGACCUCGGUGAAAGGUCGAACGAAGGUCGAGGUCGCAAGGAUGAUUCAGUCUAUUAAAGGGGAUGUCACUGUUAACUACAACAAACUACACGCAGAUCCGAAGCAGGGAAAGACUUUGGAUCUCAUCCUAAAGAAGAUGAAGCACAGGGUUGUCGAGACGAUGAACUCAAGCACGGCCGAUGCCCUUGGUCUUAGUAGAGCCAUUCUUUGCAAUGAUGGAUUAGUGAAAAAGUUGGAAGAACUGGAGAAGAUGUCUGGCAUGUAUAGGUGUCUGAUGGAGCAAACCAAAAGACUGCUGAUGGCUUUUUUUGACCUGUCUCAAUCACACAGAGCGUUCGGGGACGUGUUUGCCAGUAUUGGCGUGAAGGAACCGCAGCCACAGGCCAGCGAGGUCUUCUCGAUGUUUGGCGAGGCUCACAGGAAUGUCGAGAGACACGCUGUCAACAUGUUGAAAACUGUCAAGCCGAUGAUUAGUGACAUGAAUACCUAUCUGAACAAGGCAGUACCUGAUACCAGGUUGACCAUUAAGAAGUAUCUCGACGCCAAGUUUGAAUACCUGUCGUACUGCUUGAAAGUUAAGGAGAUGGACGAUGAGGAAUACAGUUAUGCAGCCCUGCACGAGUCCCUGUAUAGGGUUGAAACUGGCAAUUAUGAAUACAGACUAAUACUGAGAUGUAGACAAGAGGCCAGGGCAAGAUUUGCCAAGAUGAGGUCUGACGUGUUGGUCAAGCUCGAACUCCUCGACAAUAAACACGUCCAAGACAUAGUUUUCCAACUGCAGAGGCUUGUAUCUGGUUUGGCCAAGUACCACAGAGAAUCACAUGAGGUGCUCAAAAAAGCAGACGUCUUCCCCAUCGAGGUCGACUUGUCACGUGGCACCUUCACCUACGAUACCACUGGCCAAUACAACGACGAGGAAGAGAACCACGACGAUGCCCCGCCCGCCAAUGAGAGCAAGGGGUCUCAAAUCGAGAGCCAAUCAGAAUUCGCCAAUAGUACAAUUAGCACUGUUAAUAAUAAUUUGGGCGGAGACUUACUUAUCGGAGAUCUGAUUUCAACUGAUUGAUUGAUUGGUUGAUUAAUUUGUUGAUUGAUUUGUUG
Helobdella robusta is the source of this 1328-nucleotide messenger RNA. RefSeq lists its product as hypothetical. Gene Ontology annotation, molecular function: protein domain specific binding; protein kinase C binding; phospholipid binding. Gene Ontology annotation, biological process: intracellular protein transport; dendritic spine maintenance; regulation of Arp2/3 complex-mediated actin nucleation. The transcript has 11 exons. Gene Ontology annotation, cellular component: postsynaptic density; postsynaptic early endosome; trans-Golgi network membrane. NCBI's taxonomy places the organism in Eukaryota, Metazoa, Annelida, Clitellata, Rhynchobdellida, Glossiphoniidae. Bases 1 to 1293 code for a protein of 430 amino acids. The record is from RefSeq and is a predicted model, not a curated record.